AGUAGUUGUCCCCACGUUCACUUGUGACAAAUUUGGUUCAUAUGGUUCGACCAAAGUUGCAACCAUGAGUUGGCUUCUGUUUCUAAAGAGGCUGUACUCUCUCGACACGCUCGACACCAGAUUUACCACCUCUUCAAAAACGCCCUCGAAAAUAGCUGCGCUUAAUGCCGACGAACGUCUCGAGUUCACGCGACAUGUACAGGAUCAGGAUAGCUCGAAGCCCGCAAUUUGCAGAAAUGCUUCAGCGCAAGUCAUACCUGAAGGAUCAUCGCCUUCCAGAUGGCGAACACCCGAAUUUUACGUUUAUUACAUUGUAUUCAUUAUCGUGGUCCCGAUGAUGUUUAAGGUGACGUACGAUGUAUCGAAGGAAUCGGACCCUAAUUAUCCGAAAUACAAGCAUCUUCUAUCCCCUGGUUGGAUCUUAGGCCGCAAAGUGGAUAAUUCCGAUCUACAAUAUGCUAGUUUUCGUUCAAACGUCCCAUAUCUCCUCAUUGUUCUCACAGUACAUCCUUUUCUUCGGCGACUAUAUAAUUAUUUCAAUCCCGUGAAAGGCAAUGCCAAUGCCGUCAAACUCGCUGAACCCGGUUCUACUAGCCAGAACGGAAUUGAUCCUAUAACCCUCUCGACUGCGGCCGAUGCGAGAUUGGAGCAACGAAUCAGAUUUGAUGUUAUAUUUGCCGGCAUAUUCUUAUGCGCGUUACACGGAUUCUCCGCAUUCAAGGUUCUCGUCAUCCUUGCUAUCAAUUUCGGCAUCGCAAAGCGACUUCCAAAAGAGUAUAUUCCGGUUACGACCUGGGUAUUCAAUAUAAGCAUUCUUUUCGCCAAUGAACUAUGUGAGGGCUAUAGAUUUUCACAUAUCGUCUCCUGGUUUGCUCCUGCGUCGCCAGCGGACCCUGCUCGAUCUGAUAACUGGGGGGCUUGGCUUGACAGCUACGGUGGUCUGAUCCCUCGAUGGGAGGUUUUGUUCAAUAUUACAGUAUUGCGUUUGAUCAGUUUCAACUUAGACUAUUAUUGGAGUCUAGAUCUUAAAGGCGGGAGCCCGAUUGAGAAGAAACAACUCGACCCUAGCAAUCUCUCUGAACGAGACCGCAUUGCGAUUCCGGCCAAGCCGCAAGACUUUUGCUGGAUCAACUACAUCGCAUAUACCCUCUACUCUCCGCUCUAUCUUGCAGGCCCCAUCUUGACGUUUAAUGACUUUAUUGCGCAAUUGAGGUAUCCAGCACCGAGCAUCACCACAAGCCGGACUGUUCUAUAUGGUAUUCGAUUCUUUCUCGCUCUUUUGACGAUGGAGUUUAUGCUCCAUUUUAUUUACGCGGUCGCCAUAUCAAAAUCGCAGCCGGCGUGGGAAGUUUACACCCCAUUCCAGUUGAGCAUGUUAGGGUAUUUUAACCUGCACAUCAUUUGGCUCAAGCUCCUGCUACCUUGGCGGUUCUUUCGAUUCUGGGCUUUGGUAGAUGGCAUUGACCCACCGGAGAAUAUGGUGCGAUGCAUGUCCAACAACCCGUCAGCUUUGGCCUUCUGGAGAGCAUGGCAUCGCAGCUAUAAUAAAUGGAUUGUGCGGUACAUUUAUAUCCCAUUGGGUGGUAGUGCCACACGUGGGCCGUGGGGAACGGUGCGGACUAUUGUUAAUUCUCUUGUGGUCUUCACUUUUGUCGCGCUCUGGCACGACAUCAACCUCAAACUUUUGAUGUGGGGGUGGCUGAUCACGCUUUUCAUCCUGCCUGAGAUCCUGGCCCGUUUCCUUUUCCCACCGCGGAAAUGGCAGAACCGCAAGGAAAUGUAUCGAGUGAUUUGCGGCAUCGGUGCAGUCGGCAAUAUUUUGAUGAUGAUGGCGGCAAAUCUUGUCGGCUUCGCUGUCGGCUUAGAUGGACUCAAAGAUCUUGUGCAUGGGAUCAUUGGAAGUUAUUCAGGUACGGUUUGCUCGAAACACCUUUUUUCUCAUGUCUGAGCUAUCUGAAUUGACACAUUUAGGCCUUUUGUUUUUCGUUGCAGCAUGCGCGGCGUUGUUUGUUGGCGUACAGGUCAUGUUUGAGGUCCGGGAAGCGGAGUUGCGGCAAGGCAUCCAGCUGAAAUGCUAGGCAUUGUACAAACAGAUUUGCAUGGGUGAUUGGAGUUUUGCAUGAGCAUUCUCAUUCUUGUUUGCUGCAUCGCAGGGUUAAAUAGCGUUUGUAUAGUCAUUCAGUCGUCAAGCUCUUUUGCAAAAUCGAUUAGGCGUAGCCUUCGAGCGUCUUUGGGGUGGUACUGGGCAAUCUUCGAGCGCACAAGGAAUCUAGCAGCGGCCGAAUCUCUGGGAAGCUCUACGUAAGGCGAUGUGUUUGAUCCGGCCAAGGCGUUGAGCAAAUCUUCAGUCAAUGUUCGUAUCUCUGCCCCGGCUGCGUCCUUUUCUGUUCGUAGACCAUCUUCGUUAUCCUCCUCGUCUGCA
Molecule: messenger RNA, 2422 nt
Organism: Xylona heveae TC161
Lineage: Eukaryota; Fungi; Ascomycota; Xylonomycetes; Xylonales; Xylonaceae
Product: putative glycerol:H+ symporter
Exons: 4
Coding region: 65-1948 (627 amino acids)
Biological process (GO): GPI anchor biosynthetic process
Cellular component (GO): endoplasmic reticulum
Source: RefSeq, a predicted model, not a curated record